Molecule: messenger RNA, 1800 nt
Organism: Heterocephalus glaber (naked mole-rat)
Lineage: Eukaryota; Metazoa; Chordata; Mammalia; Rodentia; Bathyergidae
Gene: Tcf7l1
Product: transcription factor 7 like 1
Biological process (GO): canonical Wnt signaling pathway; regulation of transcription by RNA polymerase II
Cellular component (GO): chromatin; beta-catenin-TCF complex
Molecular function (GO): RNA polymerase II cis-regulatory region sequence-specific DNA binding; DNA-binding transcription factor activity, RNA polymerase II-specific
Source: RefSeq, a predicted model, not a curated record
GCGGGACCUGGACGAGGUCAAGUCGUCCCUGGUCAACGAGUCGGAGAACCAGAGCAGCAGCUCGGACUCGGAGGCGGAGAGGCGUCCGCAGCCUGCCCGGGACGCCUUCCAGAAGCCACGGGACUACUUUGCCGAAGUGAGAAGGCCCCAGGACGGCGCGUACUUUAAGGGGCCCCCCUACCCUGGGUACCCCUUCCUGAUGAUCCCGGACCUGAGCAGCCCGUACCUCUCCAACGGACCCCUGUCUCCGGGCGGAGCGCGCACGUACCUGCAGAUGAAAUGGCCUCUCCUCGAUGUCCCCUCCAGUGCCACAGUCAAGGACACGAGGUCACCAUCUCCAGCACACUUGUCGAACAAAGUUCCUGUUGUUCAGCACCCGCAUCACAUGCACCCGUUGACGCCCCUCAUCACCUACAGCAACGACCACUUCUCCCCGGGGUCCCCUCCCACGCAUCUCUCCCAGGAGAUCGAUCCAAAGACAGGAAUCCCCCGGGCCCCUCACCCAUCUGAGCUGUCACCGUAUUACCCACUCUCUCCCGGAGCUGUUGGACAAAUCCCCCAUCCCCUCGGCUGGCUCGUCCCACAGCAAGGGCAGCCUAUGUACUCCAUUCCUCCUGGUGGCUUCCGGCACCCUUAUCCCGCACUGGCCAUGAAUGCCUCAAUGUCCAGCCUGGUCUCCAGCCGGUUCUCCCCUCACAUGGUGGCUCCCGCCCACCCCGGCCUGCCCACCUCAGGGAUCCCCCACCCUGCCAUUGUCUCGCCCAUCGUCAAGCAGGAACCUGCACCCCCAAGCCUGAGUCCCGCGGUGAGCGCGAAAUCCCCAGUCACCGUGAAGAAGGAGGAGGAGAAGAAGCCCCACGUGAAGAAGCCUCUGAAUGCCUUCAUGUUGUAUAUGAAGGAGAUGAGGGCAAAGGUGGUGGCCGAGUGCACCCUGAAGGAAAGUGCGGCCAUUAACCAAAUCCUGGGAAGAAAGUGGCACAACCUGUCUCGAGAAGAGCAGGCCAAGUACUAUGAGCUGGCCCGGAAGGAGCGGCAGCUUCACUCCCAGCUCUACCCGACGUGGUCAGCCCGGGACAACUAUGGUAAGAAAAAGAAGAGGAAGAGAGAAAAGCAGCUGUCACAGACACAGUCCCAGCAGCAAGUCCCCGAGGCAGAGGGUGCUCUGACCUCCAAGAGCAAGAAGCCAUGCGUCCAGUACCUGCCCCCUGAGAAGCCCUGCGACAGCCCUGCCUCCUCCCACGGCAGCAUGCUGGACUCCCCUGCCACGCCUUCUGCGGCUUUGGCCUCGCCCGCUGCCCCGGCUGCCACCCACUCGGAGCAAGCCCAGCCCCUCUCCCUCACCACCAAGCCCGAGGCCCGGGCCCAGCUGGCUCUCCACUCGGCCGCCUUCCUGUCGGCAAAGGCUGUAGCCAGCUCCCCAGGCCAGCUGGCCAGCCAGCCUCCCCUGCUGUCGCGGCCACUCCCCCUGGGGUCCAUGCCCGCUGCUCUGCUGACCUCGCCCCCUGCCUUUCCUGCCGCGCUCCACACCCACCAGGCCCUCCCUGUGCUACAAGCCCAGCCUCUGUCCUUGGUCACCAAGUCAGCCCACUAGGCUGCCCCCAUCUAUGCAGGCUGUCAUGUUGACUCAUCGAGUAGUAAUGAUGCAGAAGAAGGAGAAAAAAGAGGAAACUUUAUUGGUCAAUAUUUGACCACUCUGGACUGUUCUGUAAAGUGGCUGGUAACAACAGCACUUUACAUUUUGUAGAUGUAACCAGUAGCUGAUCUUUAGGCUUUUUUAAAAAAAACAAAACAACAAAAAAA